CAUCCUCUCCUCCUCUGUUCCUCUCUGUCCGGGUCUCUCUGGCCUCUUGGCUGUCUGACUGCUGGGUUUUCAUGUGUUCUCUGCAGACAGGAAGACUCAGGCCACCUGCAGUCUUUGGUUCCUCUUCUAUGAGCCACAAUCUGUUGAUUUUCUGCAGCUUUCUCAGUUUCUAGAAAGCUGUGCCUGUGUCUCCCUCCGUUUGCUCACUGGCAGCCAUCCAAGGACAUCGUCGGGAUGCCGCUGCCCCGACUGCUGUUUCUGCUCUGGGUCUGCGAGUGGGCACCUGGAAAACACUUUCCUCUCCCUACGGUGUCCAUGUUUACCUACGAGACAUAUAAGCUGGAACUGAAGUCCAGCGUAGUGAAAGUGCAGAAGGGUCUGUGUGUCCUCGUGCCCUGCACAUUCUUUGAACAUUCCGGGAACCGAAGCUCAGACAAGGUCUUUGGCUACUGGUUCAGAGCAGGGGCGAAUACAGACCAUGAUUCGCCUGUGGCUACAAACAACCUAAAUCAACUGGUGAAGAAUCAGGGCCAGUUCCAUCUCUCCGGGGACCCAAGGAACAACAAUUGCUCGCUGGACAUCAGAGAUGUGCAGAGGACCGACAGCGGUUCUUACUUUUUCAGGAUUGAAAAAGACUCCUUC
Myodes glareolus (Bank vole) is the source of this 642-nucleotide messenger RNA. The record is from RefSeq and is a predicted model, not a curated record. Lineage: Eukaryota; Metazoa; Chordata; Mammalia; Rodentia; Cricetidae.